Molecule: messenger RNA, 1087 nt
Organism: Pseudogymnoascus verrucosus
Lineage: Eukaryota; Fungi; Ascomycota; Leotiomycetes; Thelebolales; Thelebolaceae
Exons: 2
Coding region: 227-904 (225 amino acids)
Molecular function (GO): acyltransferase activity, transferring groups other than amino-acyl groups
Source: RefSeq, a predicted model, not a curated record
CAACCCUUACCUGGCACACACCUUACUACAGGGGCAUAUUUUACAAGGUGUCCAAGUCCGAACUUCCGCAAGUUUGCCAAUAACAAUUGCCAUCUCGGCCACUCUGGAGGUCCACCACGGAGGCCUCAUUUAUCACUUUCGCAUUGCACGCCCCGAAACGAGCAUUUCCAGCGAAAAGGAGGUCUCAGAGCAACAGCCAAAGUUUCACAAAAACAAGCUACUCAAGAUGUCUAUCCGCGCUGCUGUCCCAGCGGACUACCCCCGCAUGGCUGAGGUUGCCGCCGCUGCGUUCAUGGAGGACGACGUCUAUGGGCGCUUCAUGUUCCCCCGUCGUCGCCAAUAUCCUGAGGACUACAUCACCCAGUGGGAGAGGCGCAUUGCCAUGUACGCCACCAAGCCCGAGUACGAACAGUAUGUUGCUGUGGAUGCCUUGACUGGCUCCGUUGUUGCAUGGGCAUGCUGGGAGCGCAUUGGACCCGGGGCUGCGGCUCGCGCGAACCCGUUGUAUCUACGCAUCAAGAACUUCUAUGCUACGGUUAUGGGCAGCGUCGUGUCCUACUUCUGGCCAGAUCGUUCUGCGGACCCGGAGCACAUCAAGGCCUUCAAGGACGCUGUGCCCUAUGCUGCGCACCUCUGGUCUGGAGAUCGCGAGGAGGCAUGGCACCUUGACAUCCUCUGUACGCACCCUGACUUUGAGGGCAAGAAGCACGGCAGCUCGCUUGUCAAGUGGGGGAUCAGCCAGGCUGAGGGAGAAGGGAUUUGCACGUCGGUGAUUGCUGCAUGGGAGAAGGAUCCUUACUAUGCAAAGUUUGGAUUCAAGGAGGCCGGAAGAGCGGAUGUGGGGCCGAUCGCUGGGGUCAAGGGCGGCGCUGUCAUGUUUAGGGACAAGAUUGCAAGGGAGUAGAGAGAAGGGGAAGGCGGCGAUGAGACGGAAGGCAAGGAAGAGAAGGAAGGGUAGGAAAGUGAUCCGGGCGGACAGGUACAGACCCGCAGUUGUGGGUUGUAUACAUAUGGAUCGCAAAUAGCGGCGGCGUUCUCGAUGCUACUAUGUCCGAGCCCGAUAUAGUAAGGUAUGCAAACAACAAGG